ACCAGUGAUGGACUCUGGAACGAUGUAUCUUGUUCCCUCACCUUAAGACCAGUCUGCUUUGAUAUCACAGGGACGGUUGUGAAAUUUGUUCUCAUCAACACUCUCAUGACGUGGACCGCGGCUCAGAAAUACUGCAGGGAUCAUCACUCAGACCUGGCCAGCGUGAGGAACAUGACUGAGAACCAGAAGAUUCAGCAGCUGGUACCAGCAGGAGAUAAAGUCUGGAUCGGUCUGUACAGAGACACCUGGAAGUGGUCAGAUGGAAGAAACUUCUCGUUAAGUUACUGGAACAGUGUAGAACCCAAUAAUAAAGAGCCGCCGGAAAUCUGUGUAGCAGCAGCGUUUGAUGCUGAAGGGAAAUGGGAGGACUGGCCGUGUGAAAUAAAGAGGACCUUCAUCUGCUACAGCUACAUUCCAGUUUCAAAGAAGGUUCUGGUUCUGAAGCUGGAGAAAACCACCAACCUGGAUCUGAAUGACCAUGCUGUACUGGAAGAGCUCCUGAACCAGCUGAAGCAGAAGCUGAAGGAGCAGGGACUGAAUGAAGACAUCCAACUGAGCUGGAGGAAGCAGUCAGAUGAAAAUGUUUUCCACAAAGAGAAGAACAAGCAGACGUCAGUUUGAGAGAACUGGACCUGCUUCUGAAGAAGAUCCUCCUUUCCUUUAACCUUCUGAAAUAUUGUUGUUUCUAUAAGUUAUGCUAUUAACUACGAUUGUCCUAAAGUCAAAUCAUACAUCUGUACAUCAUACAAGAAAACUAAUUUCACUUCCUGCAUGUAAGUUUAUUGUAGUAAUUAUGAUUUUCCUAUUUAAGAAAUGUUAUAGCAAGAAAAAAAAAAGAAAAAAAAAAAGAAAACAGACAUUAAUUAGUCAGUAAGUUUAUUUCUGAGUACAUGGAGGAUGACGGUGAAUUGGGUCACAA
Messenger RNA from Fundulus heteroclitus (mummichog), 919 nucleotides. Its product is annotated as C-type lectin lectoxin-Phi1-like. The record is from RefSeq and is a predicted model, not a curated record. Lineage: Eukaryota; Metazoa; Chordata; Actinopteri; Cyprinodontiformes; Fundulidae. The transcript has 4 exons. Bases 106 to 621 code for a protein of 171 amino acids.